UAGGGGAAACGGUCGGUGCGGCCACCAGCAAGAGUUAGUGGCCACCGCACUCGGGGGCCACCAAAAUUGUGUCGUGGGACGCGCCCCCUUGAGGCUGCCUGUGCGGAGGGGGAGUUUUGCACCGCGGCUCGGUGCCUGGGGGCCGCCCGCCGCCGCUUCCUUGGCCCCACCAGUGGCCGCCCGGGGACUUGCUUUUUGUCGGCCAAAGGAAAACCUGGGCGCCGGAGGCAGCGCCCUCGCCUUUAACUCGCCGGCCCGCCAGCGGCGCGAGCCCGCGGAGCCGCCGAGUCUCGCGGCCGGGCUGCGGGGCGCCGCCGCGCCUCAGGAGCCUGCGCUCGGGGCGCCCCAGGCGGCGGGCGAAGCGGGAUGCUGCCGCGGGCCGGGCAGCUGCUCCGGAGCGGCGGGGGGAGAUGGCAGCAGCCCCUGGCCGCCGCGAGACGCGGCCGCUCCCUGCCGGCCGGCCCCCCUGCCGCGCUCCCCAGAUGCUGUGUCUGAGGCAAACUGGAAAUCUGAAGCACCAUAAAGCAGCAUGCUAUAGCACACUGGUGCCAUCUGAUGAAGUAACUGUCAAUUACAGAUAUGGCCUUCCUGUGGUAACCCUUAUGUUACCUUCAAGAAAAGAGCGCUGUCAGUUUACCAUCAAGCCAAUGUUAACAACGGUGGGGACCUUCCUGCAGGAUAUACAGAAAGAAGAUAAAGGAAUUCAGAGGGCAGAAGUCUUUACAACAGAUGGUAGCAAGAUCCCUGCUACAGCAUUGAUGGAAGUUUUGUUGAUGAAUGACUUCAAACUUGUAAUCAACAACACCACUUAUAGUGUACAAAUCCCUGUAAAAGAGAAGUGGAGUAGAGAGCAUGCUGCUGAAGCAGAAGAUAUCAAAUCUUUGGUUCAUAGACUGUUCAUUGCCCUUCAUGUAGAAGACCACCAGUUAAGGAGAGAGAGAGAACUACUUCAGAAACUGGACCACCUAAAGGAACAGCUGGUACCCCUUGAGCAGAUGAAAGCCAAAAUUGCAACAAGUGCAGAUGCAAAGACCAAUAGGCUCCUAUGGACUGGCUUAGCACUACUGUCCACUCAAGGUGGAGCACUGGCCUGGCUCACGUGGUGGGUCUAUUCGUGGGAUAUAAUGGAGCCAGUGACAUAUUUUAUCACUUACGGGAGUGCCCUGGCGUUCUACGCUUACUUUGUACUUACUAAACAGGAUUAUGUUUACCCCGAUGUUAAAGACAGACAAUUCCUCCACUACUUCUACCGGAAAUCCAGAAGCCAACAUUUUGAUGUGGAACAGUAUAACCAGCUAAAAGAGGCACUGGCAGAGGUUGAAGAGUCCCUGAGACGCCUGCAUCACCCCCUACAUCUGCAAUUUCCAAUACAGGAAAUUAAUGACAAAGACUAAUUUUUUUUCAUAACUGAAUUGUCGUUUCCAAAACAGAUUCCAGUAUUUAGUUUCUAUGUUGCAAACUGAAUAUUUUGACCAUUAUAGUUCUGAAUAUUACUAGAAAUGUUGAUUAAAAUUAUUAUAUCAUUAGAUUUUUAAAAAAUAAUUCCUGAAAUAAAGAAAUCUUUCAAAGUAUG
Messenger RNA from Dermochelys coriacea (leatherback sea turtle), 1573 nucleotides. RefSeq names its product mitochondrial calcium uniporter dominant negative subunit beta (gene MCUB). The record is from RefSeq and is a predicted model, not a curated record. Gene Ontology annotation, biological process: calcium import into the mitochondrion; mitochondrial calcium ion homeostasis. Bases 411 to 1394 code for a protein of 327 amino acids. The transcript is spliced from 9 exons. NCBI's taxonomy places the organism in Eukaryota, Metazoa, Chordata, Testudines, Dermochelyidae. Gene Ontology annotation, cellular component: uniplex complex; mitochondrial inner membrane. Gene Ontology annotation, molecular function: calcium channel inhibitor activity.